Molecule: messenger RNA, 1701 nt
Organism: Eremothecium sinecaudum
Lineage: Eukaryota; Fungi; Ascomycota; Saccharomycetes; Saccharomycetales; Saccharomycetaceae
Gene: RFT1
Product: glycolipid translocation protein
Exons: 1
Coding region: 1-1701 (566 amino acids)
Biological process (GO): dolichol-linked oligosaccharide biosynthetic process; glycolipid translocation
Cellular component (GO): endoplasmic reticulum membrane
Source: RefSeq, a predicted model, not a curated record
AUGGCAUCAUUAAGCGAGAAGAUUCUUGCGAGGUCAACGAAGGGGGUUACUUUCCUGAUGAUGGGCCAGUUGUUCAGUAAACUUGUAUCAUUUAUUGUAAACAGUCUGCUGGUAAGAUUCCUCUCGCCUAGAAUAUUUGGAAUAACAUCCUUUUUAGAUUUCCUAUCUUCAACUGUUUUAUUCUUUAGUCGUGAGGCUAUUAGAUUGGCUACUUUGAGGAUCAAAGCUACAGGAAGUGAGAAUGAAACACGGCCAAUUUCAAAUGAUGAGAUUGAUCAUGAAAAUCAUCCUGCUGUGCUACAAUCAGUGGUGAACUUUGCUUACAUUCCUAUUUGCAUUAGUAUACCCCUUUCACUUAUACUCUGGAAAUGGCAGUAUUCAAAUCUAAAUGAGUACUUUAUAGAGUUGCCAUUUUUUAGGCUAUCCGUUAGCUUGGUGUUCCUCUCAAUUACCAUAGAACUUUUGAGUGAACCAUUUUAUGUUGUUAACCAAUUUAUGCUGAAUUAUAAAUUAAGAUCCCAAGUGGAAGGUGCAGGGGUUACGGUUUCAUGUGUUACUAAUUUUAUAGUUAUCUAUUGGUAUGAAAAUUGGGUUAAUGGGUCGGGGGAGAUGCUGCAUGAUAGUCGUAAGCAAGAAGGUAUCGCUAUUUUGGCAUUUGCUCUAGGAAAUGUUCUGAAAUCAGUGACUUUUUUUUUUAUGUACUUAUUUGAUUAUUUGAGAAGAAGUUUGGGACCUAAGAAGCAAUUCUCUAUGAUACUGACGAAAAUUUAUUUACCAGAACGGUCAUAUUCAUACUACUUUCAACCAGAUAUUUUACGUCAUUUCAAGAAAGUCUACUUUCAAUUAUGUUUUAAGCAUUUACUGACGGAGGGAGAUAAACUGAUCAUAAAUUCUCUUUGCACAAUAGAGGAGCAGGGUAUUUACUCAUUGUUAUCAAAUUAUGGAUCUUUACUGACACGUUUAUUGUUUGCGCCAAUCGAAGAAUCAUUGCUGAUGUUUCUGACUCGAUUGUUGGCGAAUAAAUCCUCAAACAAUCUAAAGCUUGCUAUUGAAGUUUUCUUGAAUUUGGUGAAGUUUUACAUAUACAUCACUAUUAUAAUUGUUAUAUUUGGGCCGAUGAAUUCGUCAUUUUUAUUAAAGUUCCUAGUGGGCUCAAGGUGGUCCAGUACGAACGUACUAGAAACUAUAAGGUUCUAUUGUUUCUACCUGCCAUUUCUUGCCAUGAAUGGAAUAGCUGAGGCAUUUUUCAUUAGCGUUGCAACAGGUGAUCAAAUAUUACACCAUUCUUACUUCAUGAUGGUCUUUUCUGGUAUUUUUCUUUCUAGCUGUUGGUUAUUUGUAGGACAUCUAAAGCUAUCGUUAGAGGGAUUGAUAUUGAGCAACAUGAUUAAUAUGUCGCUGCGUAUUAUUUUCUGCGCUUGGUUUAUUAGGAAAUUCUACAAUAAGCUGGACUUUUACAAUGCAAAGAAGCUGUUAACUAUAUCUACAGAUUUUAGCAAUGUUAAAAAAAUUGGUACCAUCUCAAUAUUUGUUGCAAUUCUCGACUGGUACGUUAUUGGAUAUGUUCAAAGCUUCCAGCAGUUAAUAUCUAAUGUUAUUUUAGCCGGUGCAUUGACAGGAUUAAUGAUCUACGGAGAAAGAGAUUUAUUAAUGCGUUUUAUUCGAAAAGAGAAUCAUGUAAAUAUAGCCAAAAAAAGCUGA